Molecule: messenger RNA, 2294 nt
Organism: Hyalella azteca
Lineage: Eukaryota; Metazoa; Arthropoda; Malacostraca; Amphipoda; Hyalellidae
Exons: 6
Coding region: 27-2270 (747 amino acids)
Cellular component (GO): membrane
Molecular function (GO): protein binding
Source: RefSeq, a predicted model, not a curated record
CCUCUUUCUUGUGUGGAGCAUUUGCCAUGAUGAGGGCAUCAGUGGUGUGGCGCCUGAGUGUUGUUUGCAUCUCAAUUCACUUUGUGUUUGGUCGACAAUUAUUGGUUACAAGCGAUGGAGCUCAAACUAAAGAAUGGCCGUGCCCCGUUGAUGCAGACAUCAUGCCUUGCGUCUGCACCUUCGAUCAAGAUUUCAACCUCUUCAUGGACUGUUCUGAUGCCACGAAUAUUCAGGAGUUGAAUAAAGCUUUCACGGCAGAUUUUCCUUUCCUCGAAUUUAAAUCGUUGACGAUCGAUCAUACUUCAUGUGAAUCUUGUUCCCUGACAACCUUGCUUGCCGAUACAUUCGGGAGUGUGAGCUUUGAACAUGUAACAAUUACAGGAACUAAAAUAGAGGUUGUUGAAGAAAAUGCAUUAAGUGCUUCACAUGACUUGUUGAGAGUUUUGGACUUUCAUGCCAACCAAAUUUACUCCUUCCCAUUUGAGUCUUUGGGAGAUUUUACAGCCCUUACAUCUCUCAAUCUCGCGAACAAUCACUUCAAUGCAGACCAUCCAAUUCCUGAAAUCAUCUCUCCGACGUUGAGUACCUUACGAUUGUCAUCUCAGGACAAGCUUGAUAUUUCUCCUGGACUUGUCACAAACUGCCCUCUUAUUCAAAAAUUGUACUUGAGGAAUAGCAAGAUCCCUGAAGUUCCUCUUUUUGAUUUGUUUCCCAUAAGCAUGUUUUCAGGACUGCAAGACAUUGCAGUCUUGGACUUCGGAGUCAACGCCAUUACCGAGAUUGAGUCUUUUUCCAUCGUGUCUGACGCGAAGACUUUCAUCAAUGUAGAUUUAUCUCACAACGACAUCAGUAUUCUGCACCCUUACUUCAUUACAGGCUUCUCUAGUGAUGUCACCUCAACCUUGAACAUGUCACACAACUCAAUUGCUCGCAUGGAUCAAGAAAUCUGGGAGAACGUUUUCGCUGAACUUCCUCAAGAGAACUCCAUCGAUUUAUCCGUUAAUCCAAUCCUGUGUGGCUGUGAGAUCGCGUGGCUGGUGAACAGCCCCGUUACUAUCGGCCAGCAUGAGAGCUCUCAGGGAGAGAGCGCUUCAUUGCACCCAUCGUCGCUGUGGGAACAACUCAGCAUCGUCAAGAUGGAUAGCAGUAAAUGGAAAUUUUUGUUGCUUUUUCUUCACUGUGUCUCAGUCUUCAGAAACGCUAAUGGCAACACAGAGACCAAGAAUUAUCCUUGCCCGCUAGAUACAGAAUUCUUGCCAUGCGUGUGCACAGAAACCACUGAUAUGCUUCUCAAUGCUGACUGUUCCGCUGUCAAAAACCAUGAUGAACUGGCACUGGCUUUUAAGAGGGCUCAAUUUCCCUUUUAUAAAUUCAACAAACUAACUAUUGAUCACAGUGGAUGCUCUAGUUGCUCCUUACAAACUUUAACCCCAGAAAUUUUCAGUCCAAUCAGUUUUGUGGACGUGGAGAUACAUGGCACUAAAAUAACUACUGUCGAAGACGAUGCAUUCACUAAGUCCGAAGAAACCUUGAUAAGUUUGGAUCUAAGUUCAAACAAAAUCAAUUCAUUUGGAUUUGAAGUGCUUGCUUCUUUCAAGGUUCUUGAAACACUGAAUUUGCAAUCUAAUGCACUUGAUCUUGACGAAUCAACAGAGAUUCCACAGCUCACCUCGGCAUCUUUGAAGCACUUCUAUUUGUCCAACAAUCCCAAGAUUCUUUUCGACAAACUAAUGGUUAGCCAAAUUCCUACUCUAGUUUCCCUGCAUAUGAGCAACGUAAGUCUCAUCGAUAUCCCUCUGAUCACCGAAGAUAGCGUCAGCAUGUUCGACGGUCUCUCGCAAUUGAAAUCUUUGGACUUUUCUUCUAAUAGUUUAACGGAACUACAAAGUGAAGUGAUCGACACCGGCACUAUGUCAGUUUUGGAAACUGUGGAUUUUUCAAACAACCAAAUAACUACAGUACAUAGGCUCUUCAUCAACCAGGUUGUUGCGAAUGGUAAACUGGAUCUGCGACACAAUCUACUCGACUGUCUUGAAGAAGACGUCUGGAAGCCCACUUUCUCGGCACUUGGAGACGGAUCCAUCGACCUGACAGAUAACCCGCUGCUGUGUGGCUGCGAAGUAGCCUGGAUUGUCAGAGAUGCAGAAUAUGUCGCUAAACUAGCGCCCACGACGACCUGUUUGGACGGCGUCACGCUUUUCGUUGAUCUAAAGCCAGAAAUGUACGCAGACUGCCCACCGUACCAUCUGUGCAAUGCACAGCGCGAAUAACUGAAAAACACAUUAUCAUUUGAA